This is a messenger RNA of Tetranychus urticae (two-spotted spider mite), 2274 nucleotides long. RefSeq names its product ATP-dependent RNA helicase DHX33 (gene ath). Gene Ontology annotation, biological process: positive regulation of transcription by RNA polymerase I. The record is from RefSeq and is a predicted model, not a curated record. NCBI's taxonomy places the organism in Eukaryota, Metazoa, Arthropoda, Arachnida, Trombidiformes, Tetranychidae. Gene Ontology annotation, cellular component: nucleolus; intracellular anatomical structure. Gene Ontology annotation, molecular function: double-stranded RNA binding; ATP binding; helicase activity.
UUUUAGCCGCUAACUUCAAUUUUUUCCUCUUGAUUUUUUAUUUUAUUUUUGUUGUUGUUAUUAAUUUUGUUUAAUUUAUUCAUCUAUAUUUUUCACCAUGAAUUCAAAUCACGUCGGUGGAAAAUCUCACGCUAAUCAUGCCUCAUCUGAAUCACUAUCAUCAACAUCAUUAUUGACCAUUCAUCAGUACCGGAGUAAGUUAAUGGAUAUAAUUGACACCGAACCAAUUUUUGUGCUGAUUGGUGCCACUGGUUCGGGAAAAACAACGCAACUACCUCAAUGGUGUUUACAAUCGAAACAUUCCGUUGGUGAAUCAGAAGGAUCAUUAACAAGCAAAUGCCGGGUCGUCGGGAUUACACAACCCAGACGUGUUGCUGCAGUCUCUAUUGCUACAAGAGUUGCCAACGAAAUGAAAACAAACUUGGGCCAGUUGGUGGGUUAUUCAGUUAGAUUUGAUGAAGUGCUUUCACCAGCGACUAGAAUCAAAUUUAUGACUGAUGGAAUGCUGUUAAGGGAAUCACUCUAUGACCCUUUACUUAGAAAAUAUUCAUUUAUCAUUCUCGAUGAAGCCCAUGAAAGAUCGAUUCAAACCGAUAUUCUGUUCGCUAUUGUCAAGAAAGCUUUUCAUGCUCGCAAAAAGAAUGGUCUCUCAUCUCUUAGAGUUGUAAUCAUGUCUGCCACAAUGAAUGUUGAUAAAUUUUCUAACUAUUUUGAUCAAUGUCCUGUUUUUAAAAUUGCUGGUCGUCAUCACCCAAUCGAGAUUUUGCAUGCUGAACAAGAUUUAACUGAUACUAUUCAUGCCUCUUUAGUUACUGUAUUUCAAAUCCAUAGGACUCAACCAACUGGAGAUAUUCUUGUUUUUUGCACUGGUCAAGAGGAAAUUGAAAAUAUGGUCUCUGUUACUAGAGAAACUUGUUUCCAACUGCCUCAAGAACAAAGAAACCUCGUUCCACUUCCAUUAUAUGCUGCGUUGCCUUUUAAUGCUCAAUUCAAAAUAUUCAAAUCGUUCUCGGGGAAAAGGAAGGUCAUUUUCGCUACUAACAUAGCUGAAACAUCAAUCACUAUAUCAGGAAUCAAGUAUGUUGUAGAUUGUGGCAAAUUUAAAUGUCGAAGGUACAAACCAUCUUCGGGAAUGGAUACACUCAAGAUUGAGACAAUUUCUCAAGCUCAAGCCUGGCAAAGGGCUGGUAGAGCUGGAAGAGAAUCAAGUGGAAUCUGUUACAGACUUUAUUCUAGGGAAACUUACGAAAAUAUGCCCAAGGAAAUGGUUCCUGAAAUGCUCAGGUGUAAUCUUGCUUCCGUUUUGCUACAUUUAGCUGCCAUAGGAAUCAAAGAUUUUACUAAAUUUGAUUUUAUGGACAAACCGUCGAUUGAGAAUGUAAAUAAAUCAACCGAGCUUCUCAUUAGUCUUGGAGCCAUCACUAAAGAUGAAAAUAACUGGUAUCAGAUAACUCAUUUGGGUAGACAAAUGGUCAACUUUCCAUUAGAUCCUAGGCUGGCCAAAAUACUCAUUGCAUCUGCUGAACUUGGAUGUAGCGAAGAGAUUCUCAGUGUAAUAUCGCUUCUUUCCGUGGAAAAUGUGUUUCAUAUUCCACCGCACAAGAAAGAGGAAGCUAAUGAAGUUCAUAAAAAGUUUCGAUCGACUGAAGGAGAUCAUGUAAUGCUAUUAAAGUUGUACCGAGCUUAUAAAGCAGCUAAAGGCAACAAGGAAUGGUGUAAAGAAAAUUACAUUGAUUUUCGUAAUAUGCGGAUGGUGGCAAAUAUAAGACAACAAAUGGCUGCUUUGUACGAGCGAACCAACUUUACCAAAAAUUCUUGUGGAGCCAACACGGAAUUGGUUCGUAAAUGCAUUACCGUCGGUUUAUAUCAUAAUCUUGCAGUUAUUGGCAAAGAAGGUGAAUAUCGAACGAAAAUGUCGGAAGAAAAGGUUUUUAUCCAUCCUUCUUCGUGUCUCUUCAAUGUUAAACCAGAAUAUGUUAUUUACUCCGAAUUGGUACAAACCAGCAAAUGUUACAUGAGGAAUAUCUCUGUAAUUGACUACAAUUGGUUGAAAGAGUUGAGACUAAAGAUACCUUUAUCAAAACAACAAAAUUAGUCUAAAAGCAAUGGAUUUAUUAAAAAAUCAAGAUGUUUUUUCCUUCUUCUCAACACAUUCACUUUUUCUUCCUCACAACUUUCCAAUACUAAACUAUUGCCUUCAGACAUAAAAAUCUGUCAUUUUUUUUCUGUUGACUUGAACACUUUUGCAAUUAAAACUUCGAUCUCGGACUAAAA